Molecule: messenger RNA, 2676 nt
Organism: Tetrahymena thermophila SB210
Lineage: Eukaryota; Ciliophora; Oligohymenophorea; Hymenostomatida; Tetrahymenidae
Exons: 6
Source: RefSeq, a predicted model, not a curated record
AUCAUUUUUAGAUAAGAAAAAAAUUUUUAGCAAAAAAAGAGUAGCUUUUCUUUAAGGCUUAGUCAAUUUAAUUUACAAAAAGUGUCAGAAAAAGUUAGUUUAGUUGCUCAAUAGUCUAACUUUUUAGACUUUUUGAGUAUUUGUCAGGGUUAGUAAAACAAAAUAGGUUAGAUUGAUAACAAUAGAUAUAUGAAUUCUAAUAAUGGAGCUACUAAGCAGAUUAAAAAAACGUUAAACCUCAAUUACUUGAGCUAAAUUUCGCCCUAUAUAACAAAUCCUAGCAGUAAAAAUCGGUCUAAAAGCAUAAAGAAUAAUUCAUAAUCAAUUAAUAUAACCGAAAAUGAAAAAAUUACUUAGAAUUAGUAAAAUAAUUAAAAUGUUAUUCGACAAAGCCUAAUUCAUGAAUAAUUGAAUAAUUAAGUAGAAAAGUUGGAUAAAUAUAAAUUCUCGAUGUCUGAUAAAAAGUAUCCAACUUCACCAGGCAACUAAACAUUUUAAAAUGUAAGCAACUCUUCUGCUUCAAAAGCUAUUUAGAACAGUAUUUUUGCAAUUAGAUCUUCACAGAAGGGUAAUCAAAGUAAUAUGUAACAUAGAUUAAUGGUAAAGCCAGGCACAGCAAGUAAUUUCUAUUAGAAAAAUAACAAAAAAGCUUAUGGAAAUAAAGGGUUUGCCACAUUAUCUAUAAGCGGAGUAGACUAAAAAAGUAGUGGCAUAAACAACAACGCUGGGUAUAGUAAAUUUGAUUCCUCCGUAAAAAUGAAAACAGAAUAUAACAUUUAUAGCGAUAAACUUGAAAAAAAAAUAUUGGAUGAAAAUCUUUAAUCUAUGAAUUAAACUGCUGGAAGCACAAAAAGGAAGAACAGUAGUUAAAUAGUUUUCAAUACUCAAGCAAGCUAAAAGGAUUUUAAUGUGCAUCAAUCAUUUGACAACAAUUCAUUCAGUCAAAUGAUAAAUUCCUAUGCAAAUAGUGUUUACAUUCCUAAUUAGAAUUAUCCUAGUAAUUAUAUUUAACAAAGCCCAAAUACAUACUAGAGCAACAAUUUUUACAUGAGCACAAACUCAAACAACUUUUUAAUAGCCUAAUAAUAGAAUGAUUUUUAAAACACUAAUAAUUCUAACAAUAUUUAUGCAUCUCAAAAUAGUGGAAGUUAAGCAUAAUAAAACUUUGAUAAUAUCCAUUCUAUGACACACUCUACAAACCUGAUUGAAGAUAUGCCUAUAUAAGAUAGUUAAGUGGUUAACUCUUUUUCAAAAUCUACUAAUCUUACUUAAAAUAAAAACUAUUUUCCAAUUCAUUCAAAGCAAGCAAGCAUCAAUAUAGCUUCAAACAUUCAAACUUUAUCAUAGAGAUCUCCAUAAAUUGUUAAUCCCAAUAACUGGAUUUAAUAAAACUCUCAAAAAAAUAAUACUGUUUACUUUUAACUAGAAAAUUAAAGUAAUUAUAACUCUUGUUUGAAUUCUAUCAACCACACUCAUAAUCAUAGCAUUCUAAAUGGGAGUGCAAUGCUUGCUGUGAGCUAAUCACAUAAAUCAUCUUCGAAGAACUCUUAAAAAUAGAGUUUCAGUAUUCCAUCUUCUACAAACCAAAAACUAAACUCAAUAUUAAAAAUCUCUAUCUAAAACAAUUAAAAAUAAAAAAUAAGUGCAAUGUCUCCAAACACAUCAAAUCAAAACUCAUACAUUACUAAUAAAACAAAUUAUAAAAAGUAGUACAACAAGCAGAAAAAUUUAUCAUUUGGGUCUAAAAUACUUUAGAAUUUUUUAAAUACUUAGAGCAUCGAUUUUAAUUAAUCUAGCUAAAAGAAACCAAUUUCAACUCCAAACCGUGUAAAUAAUUCAGAAAUGGGAUACAGAGAAAAGGUUAAUAGUAUUUUGAAAGGCAUAACAAAUUAAAUUGAGCAAAUACAAUUUCAAUAGUAGUAAUAAACCUCUCAUCAAAAAAAUAGUAAAGCCUAUAGCAUGUCAUAAAGAAUUUCACAUACAAUGCAUACUUAAAUGGAUACAAACCCUUCUCCGACUAGCUAAGAUAAAAAUCCAAUAAUAAAAACAUUAAGUUAGCCAUAGCUUCCUCCAUAAUAGUAAUAAUGUUAAAUAAAUGACUUUCAAUAAGUAAAUGCUCUGUAAUAAGAUAAGCAGAGUUAAUAACUAAUGAUAAAAGAUCCUUUCUUAAAAGAUCUAGAAUACGUCUCAGAUUAUAUGAAUACUUUGUAGCAUAAUUAAUUAUUUGUAGCCAACAUAAAGCAUCCUUUUUAUUUUUGUUCUGGAAUGAGAUAGCAGGAAUCACAAAAUCAAAAGGAAAAUGUGAAAGUAGAUGAAAUAAAGCAAACCAUAUAGUAAUUAUCAUAAAAUAAAUCUUCUAUUUCAGAUUGGAAGCAAAAAAUGCUGCAAAAACUUGAAAAUUUCGAAAAUACUAACAGUAGUUUUUAAAAAUAAAAAAAUAAUUUUAAUAGCUAAUUUACUGAUUAAUAACAACAAAAAUAAAUAGUGUUCCAAGGUUAAAGUCUAGAAAUGUAAUAAGAAUAUCAAAUUUAUAAAUAAAAUAACUUAAACUUAGAUUAACUAAACUCCUAAUAAAAUAAUUAAAUAAAGCCUUCAAACUAGUUAUAAAAUAUAUUAAGCUUAAAUUAAAAUUUUAAUCUAAACAAAACAAAUUAUUUAAAGAGAAAUAAUAUUUGA